AUGAAGAUCUCUCAAUCUUGCACUGUCCUUGCUAUCCUAGCAUUCACGCAUGCUACUCCUGUCCCCGCAGACAACCCUCAAUCUCUCGCUCUCCUCCCACGCAGCGACUCCGGAUCUACAGAUGUCAUUGUACACGAGGCCACACACAGCAGCACUCUGGAAAAGCGCACCAUCGAAGGGAGUACAACGGGCUAUACUCCAAUAACCAAUGUGAAGAAGACCUUGACGCUGGCUGCUGGCGAGUCCAUCUCGGCGUAUAUCAGCGACUUGCCCGGCGCUCCUGGUGGUGAUAUCUUCGCAAAAGGUGUUAAUGGGCAGGCUUCUGCGUAUGAGGAUAUUACUAUUGCGGGAAACCACAAUCUUAAGAUGGAGUUCAAGUCGAACUAUUAG
Messenger RNA from Pyrenophora tritici-repentis Pt-1C-BFP, 390 nucleotides. RefSeq lists its product as uncharacterized. Lineage: Eukaryota; Fungi; Ascomycota; Dothideomycetes; Pleosporales; Pleosporaceae. The record is from RefSeq and is a predicted model, not a curated record.